Molecule: messenger RNA, 1355 nt
Organism: Aspergillus japonicus CBS 114.51
Lineage: Eukaryota; Fungi; Ascomycota; Eurotiomycetes; Eurotiales; Aspergillaceae
Exons: 2
Coding region: 164-1252 (362 amino acids)
Molecular function (GO): protein binding
Source: RefSeq, a predicted model, not a curated record
GCACGAAUGCACAAUGCGAUCCGUAAUCAUGAACCUCCCCUCGGUGAUCUCACUGUAGUCUCAUUACGAGAUUGCCUGUUACUAUAUAAUAAUCCGGACUGGGCCACGAGGAUCUGGCGCUGCUCCUGGUAAAAAAACCCCCCCAAAUAACCCAUAUCAUACAAUGGCAUUCGGAUCAGCAUAUCGCCUCGACCAGCCCGGUGAGCAAUUUCUCAACAUCUACUCGGCGCCACGCGCCUGUAUUACCAGCGCCUUGCGGCUUUACCGAGCCCGAUGUCAAACGCAGCAACCACCACCACCACCACCGCGUUACCAGCCACCGCCAUCGUCACAGCCCCUCUGGAACUUACUACCGCCAGAGAUCGUCCGCCUGAUCCUCCUGAGCCUCGAUAUGAUCACGCUUGAUACCAUACGGCUAGUCAACACCACGAUCCAACAACAGGUAGACUCCUCCCUCUUCGAAUACAGCCUUCUCCGCACCCACGCGGUCCCAACCCUCAAGGUCCUCGACCUGACCCAGUGUACACACCACUUCUCGAUCCAGCAACUCUACCACGAAUUCAGCCAUCCGCAAUGCCGAACCUGCUCCGACUUCGGGCCCUAUCUCUAUCUUCCGACCCUCUCGCGGGCGUGUUUCCAGUGCAUCAUGAACCACUACCGAGACCAGGUCACCUCCUUCGAGCACGUGCUCCAGAUCUACCGGCUCCGGCUCGCCGACUGCCACCAUCUUCCGGUCGUCUACCCCUUCAUGAACCUGCGGGACAACCGGCCCGUGCCACCGGUGCUGCUCGUCGACGUGGCGCAGGCCGAGGCCCUGCAUCUGCAGCACGGCGGCGGGGGUCUCCCGCGGCUGCCGUGGGGGGGACUGUCGUCGGCGGGUCCGAGAUCCCGGCAGCCCAGUUUCCCGCAGCAAGCGCUGCCGGUCGUGGCAUUCCCGUACUGGGACCCGCGCGCCCGCGUCGCCGAGUCCGGUGUCUACUGUUACGGGUGCACGCUGUUCUGGGAGAAUGGCCGAGCCCAAGGAUGGGGGGACCUGCAUAACUGGGCGGACUACUGUGCGUGGAUUGCCCGACGGAAGGCGUCGUGGACCGAGGGGUUGGCCGCGCGUUCCGGGUCCCGGAUCUGCUCGAGCACCUCCGCUCGUGUCCGCAUGUGGUCAAGCGGUAUAGGCUGGGAAAACGGGCGCAUCGGUUCAAUAGGCCGGUCGGGAGGGUCUUUCGUGUGCCGAUUCAGAGCGAGGGCCAGGCUGUGAGACGGUCGGCGCGGCUGCGAGAGAAGGGGAAGAAGGGGAGGGGAAGAAGUAAGAAGCCGACGAAGGGGUGACAAGCAGUUGGCUUGGAGAGGCGGGGGCGAUC